CGCUGAGCUGAGUCGAGAGGCUAAAGACUGAAAACUCUGUUGUUGCAGGAAUAAAAAUGCAGCGAGUCUUUUCAAAGUGCCACACCGAACGUGUCUGGUUGCGUGAGUUCCUGGCAGAAUUAAUCGGAACCUUCGUGCUCGUGUUUAUAGGAAACAAUUCAGUGGCGCAGGCGGUGCUAAGCAAUCAGAGCCAUGGACAGUUUAUCACGAUAAACUUCGCCUAUGGUUUUGCCGUGACCCUGGCCGUACUGGUUGCUGGAGGAGCGUCCGGCGGUCACCUCAAUCCGGCAGUCACCCUCUCGCUGGCUCUCGUCGGCAAGUUUCCGUUCAAGAAGAUCCUGCACUAUAUGCUCGCGCAGUACCUGGGCGCCUUCCUCGCCGCCGCUUGCACAUACACCGUCUACAUAGAUGCGCUGUUUAACUUCGAUGGAGGCGUCCGACAGAUCAUCGGACCACAAGGUACUGCAGGAAUUUUUGCGACCUACCCGCAGGAAUUCGUCAGGCUGGAGGUCGGAUUCGCUGAUCAGGUGAUCGGAACGGCGAUCCUGCUGGCCUGCGUGUGCGCUAUUACUGACCAAAAGAAUUGCAGCGUCUCGCGAGGUUUGAUACCACUCUACGUUGGCUUGACGGUGGUCACAAUUGGCAUGUCUAUGGGCUUCAAUUGUGGAUACGCUUUGAAUCCAGCCAGGGAUUUGUCACCUCGAUUCUUCACCGCCAUAGCUGGAUGGACGUUCGACGUGUUUUACAUUGAGCAGUGGAGUUGGGUUCCGAUUCUGGGGCCCCACGUCGGAGGACUUUUGGGAGCCCUGAUUUACACACUAUUCAUAGAGGCACACUGGCCCGACGACGAUGUACUUCCUGAAGUAGAGGACGCCAAAGAGUAGGAAGCGCAUGAGUACAAAGUCGAGUCUGAAAAAAUCAACACCACUCAACACUACAAUCUAGAACUUCAGCAUUUUGUCCAUUAUUAAAAAGCAAAGUGUUUUCUUAAAAAUGAUUUACGAUCACCAUGCGUUGAUUUUUUUGUUUUCAUUUUCUGAUAUUGUUAUGUACAAAUAAAUAAUUAUAAUUCUUCGUACAUAAGAGUG
Messenger RNA from Cloeon dipterum, 1088 nucleotides. RefSeq names its product aquaporin-3-like. Bases 57 to 884 code for a protein of 275 amino acids. The transcript has 6 exons. Gene Ontology annotation, molecular function: water channel activity; glycerol channel activity. Gene Ontology annotation, cellular component: plasma membrane; basolateral plasma membrane. Lineage: Eukaryota; Metazoa; Arthropoda; Insecta; Ephemeroptera; Baetidae. Gene Ontology annotation, biological process: water transport; glycerol transmembrane transport. The record is from RefSeq and is a predicted model, not a curated record.